CUCCCCCUCUGCUUUCCUCUGCUCUCGAGGUGCUGAAACGUCGCCUCUCUCGUUUCAGCGCAAGCAACUAUGGCUGAAAUAAAGACGGGCAUAUUUGCCAAAAACGUCCAAAAAAGGAUCAGUCGUGCGCAAGAAAAGGUUCUGCAGAAGUUGGGAAAGGCAGAUGAGACAAAAGAUGAACAGUUUGAGCAGUGUGUGCAGAACUUCAAAAGACAGGAGUCUGAAGGUGUGAGGCUACAGAGGGAGAUGAAGGCUUACAUAGCAGCUGUGAAAGCGAUGCAGCAAGCUUCUAUGAACCUGACAGAGUCAUUACAUGAAGUAUAUGAGCCUGAAUGGUAUGGCAAGGAUGACGUCAUGACCAUCGGAAAGAACUGUGAUGCGCUAUGGGAGGACUUUCAUGAGAAGCUUGUCGACUCUACACUAAACGCACUGGAAAUGUACCUGACACAGUUUCCAGAUCUUAAGACGCGGGUAGCAAAGAGAAGCAGAAAGUUAAUUGACUAUGACAGUGCGAGGCACCAUCUUGAGACCCUGCAGGCUACUACAGUGCGGAGCGAGAAGAAGAUAGCUAAAGCAGAGGAGGAUUUGAAAAAGGCCCAAAGGGUUUUUGAUGAUCUGAACGUUGGUCUGCAGGAUGAGCUGCCUACACUCUGGGACAGUCGGGUUGGGUUCUAUGUAAGCACCUUCAAGAACGUCUCAGGCCUGGAAGCCAGAUUCCAUAAGGAGAUCUCUUUUCUCUGUCACAAGCUGUAUGAAGUGAUGAAUAAACUCGCUGAGCAGCACUCUGAUAAAAUGUUCACCAUUCAAGGCGCACCCAGUGACUCUGGACCACUGCGAUUAGCCAGGACUCCCACCCCUCCUGACGAUGACAGUUCAGACAGCAGCCCAGCUGCCAGCCCCAACCACACACUGAGGCCCACAUCCCCUGGCCCACCUCGACCCAAAUCACCUUCACAAGUAGGGCCCGAAAUACACCAGAUAUUUCUCAAGAUGGGACCUCCAAAACCUCCUCCUCCAAAAGUUACUCCAACCAGAGAGCUACACCAGGAGCAGAUAAUCGACCUUUUCGAUGGAGGCUUUCCUGAGAUCAGCGUUACAUCACCACAGCCAAACGAGAAACCUGGAGAAUCUCUCCUGGACAUGGAUUUUGAUCCAUUCAAGCCUGAUGCCAAUGCACCUAUCGGGCAAACCCAGUCACCCAUGUCUCAGGCAUUAUCUUGGGACCUUUGGGCGGAAAAUGCUGAGCCUGCACAGCCUGCUGCAGAUGCUGGCUUUACUGCCAACUGGGCAGCUGAUUUUGGAUCUCCUGCAACCACGGGUGCCGAGGAAUCUGCAAAUGUUCAGCCUGCCGUGGAUGGACAGGGUUGGCCACCUGCAGAUGGCUGGCCUCCAGCAGAAGCACCACAGCCUCAGGGAGAGGCAACCACAGAUGAGGUGUCCAACAAGGCUUUUAAUGGAUUUUCUAAGACGGAUGCAACAUUCCCAACAUUUGCAGUUGACUUCAAUAAGAUGUCUGAGGCUGAGGCCCCAGAGGCUGAUGUAACUGAAGAAGAAGUUGAAGCGGCUCCAGCCUCAGUACCUGAGGUCCCUGAGGUGUCUGAGAGCCCCGUCACCACCCCCCCUACAGACACCCAACCAGCAGAGAUCACUGCUUCAAGCCCUCCUGCAGAAACAGCCACUAGCCCUGUGGAGUCUCCAGUGUCUGCUGAGACUGAAGCAGCUGAGCAGACUGAGCUCCCAACUGAAGACAUACAAAAGGAGCAACCUGAUCAAGCAUCCCCGGAAUCUCCUCCAAUCCAAGAAACAGAGGAGACAUCAUCAGAGACAAUUCUGGCUACUGCAGAAGAUAAAGAGUCUCCCAUUGAAGAGACUCCGACCAUAGAUGCCAAACCGGAGGAAGAGGCCAGUUCAGUAGAUGUCAAACAAGAAGAGCCUGAUAGUGUUGAGUCCGAACCAGGAGAUGAACCAGAUAAUGUUGAGACCCAACCAGGAGAUGUUCCUGAUCAUAUUGAGUCCGAACCAGGAGAUGUCCCUGGUAAUGUUGAGCCCCAACCGGGGGAUGAAACCAGUAAGGAAAGUGCUGCAAACAAUGGGAAAGAGGAGGAGAAGAUGCCCAUCCCUUCAGUUGUUAUUGAACCUGCCUCUAGCAAUGAGGGUGAUGAUGAUCGUGAUGGUGAUUUCACAUCUCCGAUAACAGCAAGCGGUAACGGAGUGAUACCAGAAUGCCCGACACCUGAAGACGUCCCCUCUGGAAUGCCCCGUGGCUUCCUUUACAAGGUGGAAACAUUGCAUGAUUUUGAAGCAGCAAACCCAGAUGAGCUGGAGCUGAAAAAAGGAGACAUUGUUUUGGUAGUACCCACAGAACAUCCUGAAGAUCAGGAUGCCGGUUGGCUCACUGGUAUGAAAGAGAGCGAAUGGUUACAGCUGGGUACCUCGGCUCACAAAGGACUGUUUCCUGAAAACUUUACACAGCGUCUGGAUUAAACACCCUUAGCGGCAUGCGGAUCUGGACAUUUGCAGACAGACCUGCCCAACGGGAAGUCUGACGUACUGAUGACAGCUGUCAAUCAGACCUGGAAAUAACACGUAAAAGGAAAUAAUGAAGCAAGUGGAGAUACAAAUAACAAAUAACUACUCAGAAAAUAUCUAAGCAUGACGUGAUAGUAUGGUCAACCCUUCUCGCGAAACCAAGAUAUCCUUGUUUUUGUUUGUUUAGCUGUGAACAGCAAUGAAUUGAUGUGUGCUUUGUUGGAUCUCUGGUGACCUCCACAUGUAAUCUCUGUCUGAUCUAAAGUGAAAGUUUCCCCUCUGACGACAAAAAAUACCUAAUCCUCUCUGCACCAAGUGUGUUGUAUUGACUUUGUUGCCCUGCAGCGGAUUUGAGCAGAAUUUGUAGUGAUAUGAUCUAUUUAACCAUUCUAAGUGUUACACGAAACUUAGGUGUUUUCUUUCGGAUAUAAAUGUUACAUUGCAUCAUUGUUAGUGUUCUCUGUAGUUUCACGGCUGGCCGUGCGCGGCUCUGGUGGUGGUAUUUGGCAUACUUGAUAUUGUUUUGGGACAAGACUUUUAGUGUUUAUGCCAAAUUCAUUGAAGAAAAUGGAUAUCUGUUCAGUUUAUAGCAUGAAAAAAUGUUCUGAGAUGAAAUCUGAAAUAUUGCACCUGGCAAAUUCAGCUUUGCAAAACACAAAAUGUAGCGCCCUACAAUAUGUGUAUUAUAUUCACAGUUACAUUUAUUCAGAAUUUAUUCUUGAACGGAUGUGGAAAGAUUAAUUUGUGAAUGCUGUUUCACGAUCGAGGAAAUUGUAUUUAUUUAACUUUAUAUUUUUAAGCCAAUGAAAAGUGGGAAAGUUUACGGGUGGGGAAUCUAAAAAAUAUGCAAUAUAUGUGAUGGCUUGAUAGAGUAGCCAUUGUCAUUACUGUUGGGUUCUGAGACAAAAACAGCAUCACUCUUGUGUUUGUAUUGUUAACCUCACUGUAGAGCAUUUCUGUGAUGUACAUAUCUGUGCUAAUUUAUCUGUAAAGUGAAUAAAGAAUAGUUCAUAUGA
Molecule: messenger RNA, 3545 nt
Organism: Paramisgurnus dabryanus
Lineage: Eukaryota; Metazoa; Chordata; Actinopteri; Cypriniformes; Cobitidae
Gene: amph
Product: amphiphysin
Biological process (GO): synaptic vesicle endocytosis
Cellular component (GO): plasma membrane; cytoplasm; synaptic vesicle
Molecular function (GO): phospholipid binding; protein binding
Source: RefSeq, a predicted model, not a curated record